Molecule: messenger RNA, 2184 nt
Organism: Podarcis raffonei (Aeolian wall lizard)
Lineage: Eukaryota; Metazoa; Chordata; Lepidosauria; Squamata; Lacertidae
Gene: YJU2
Product: YJU2 splicing factor homolog
Exons: 8
Coding region: 103-1098 (331 amino acids)
Biological process (GO): mRNA splicing, via spliceosome
Cellular component (GO): U2-type catalytic step 1 spliceosome
Source: RefSeq, a predicted model, not a curated record
AAGCGCCGGGAGCGCCGGCCGGAGAGGGCGCGCUUGCAGCCAAUCGCAGGCGGGAAGAGGCGGGGCGGAGCGGAGAGGUCCCGGCGAGGCUGAAGCGGCGAGAUGUCGGAGAGGAAAGUGUUAAAUAAAUACUACCCUCCUGACUUUGAUCCAUCUAAGAUCCCCAAGCUUAAACUUCCAAAGGACAGGCAGUAUGUGGUCCGACUGAUGGCACCUUUCAACAUGCGGUGCAAGACCUGUGGCGAGUACAUCUACAAAGGAAAGAAGUUCAACGCCCGGAAGGAGACUGUCCAGAAUGAGUCUUACCUGGGGCUUCCCAUCUUCCGGUUUUAUAUCAAAUGCACCCGCUGCCUUGCAGAAAUCACCUUCAAGACAGACCCCGAGAACACAGACUAUGCCAUGGAGCAUGGGGCCACGCGGAACUUCCAGGCCGAGAAGCUACUGGAGGAAGAGGAGAAGCGCCUGCAGAAAGAGAGAGAGGAUGAAGAGCUGAACAACCCAAUGAAGGUUUUGGAGAACAGGACCAAGGACUCCAAGCUGGAGAUGGAAGUUCUGGAGAACCUCCAGGAGCUGAAGGAGCUGAACCAGCGCCAGGCCCACGUGGACUUUGAGUCCAUGCUGCAGCAGUACAAAGACUAUGAGGAGCAGCAGAAAGAGCGGGAGCUGGAGGAGGACGAGCAGGAGACAAAAACUAUGCUGGAACAAGCUCAGAGCAGGAGGCUGCUACAAGACUCUGAUUCAGAGGACGAGGACUCUGCUUCACGUCCUGCUAAGCCGUUUGCAAAAGCAAAGCCUACAGACAUCCUGCAAGAGUACUCAGAGCCUCAAGCAAAGAAGCUGAAGGUGGAAAGCUGGGAGAGGAGCAUCGGGAAACUCUCAAGCAAGGUCAAACUAUCUGGGCUGGUGACGGCCAAGAGGAAGCCAGUUAGUAGUGCGGCCAAUGGAGCAGACAGUGGAGAUGCACCGCCAGGCGCAGGUGCUGGGAGUACAAGCAGCCCCUCUGGGGGGGCCUCUCUGGCUUCCGUCCCCAAAGCAGGAGCUUCCUCCCUCAGCCUUCUGGGAGCCUAUUCUGACAGCGAGGACAGCAAGAGCGACUGAGCGCCACAGGAGAGUGACAACCCCCAAGCUUCACACAAUACUUCCCUGGUAGUUGGUCUCCCUACAUGGUGGUAUCUUGUCCACCCGCACACCAAACCACCUGCAGAUGUUUUUCCCUCUGUGGAAUCUUUCUCCACCAGCUGCAACAUUUGCCUUGGUCUGCUCCUCCCGAUGUGACUUGGGCAUCCGCUAACGGGUCUCCUUUCUGCCACCUCCAGACCGUGAGGCAGACAGGCCAGCCUCCUCCUGGAUUCCUGUGGUGGUUUGGUACAGAGAAAGCAAAGCUGGAAGGGCCCUCUGCAGAGCCAGCCCCCGGAGAGUGCUGAAGCCCCAGGCCAGGCCAGGGAAGUUCCCUCUCUGGUCUUCUCUGCAGCCCUCCCUUACCAGACCACUCGGUGCAGCUGGUUCCUUCCAGAGGAGCAGGACCCCGAAUGCAAGGGGGCUGGCUAGUGAACAGCCAGCGUGGGGGGAAAUAGGACCUCCACGACCCCAACCAGCACAAGAAGUCCCACCCACCCCAAGAAGUGGGGGGCCGUUGCUUUGUUUACCGAGUUGAAGAUCCUCCAAGUUGACAGAGCCACGUUCCGUCCCCUGCUCUCUAAUGGACGUUUCCAAAAACCAGAAGCCUAGCACAGUGUGUGGGUGUCAUCCAUCCACCAUUUUGAAUUUGACAAUGAAAGAAGAACAGCCUGUUGUCAUCCCCACAAACACAGAUAGAUGUCUGCCAUUUUGAUAACGACUUGGAAGGAAAUGGGGGGAGGGGCUUACCAUGUUUGUUCAUGCUAAUCUGUUUGCAUGUGGUCAGACGGGACAUGAGAUUAAGCACACCUUGCGUGCUCAGGUUUUAUUCAUCUUAAGUAGCAGCUACUCAAGGGUUCAAGGCAUUCUAGACUGGGCUGCAGGAGGCAAAGGUUAAGCCUUCUCCCCCCCCCCUUCCUGAAAACCAAGUUAUGUGCUUAACCUCAGGUGGAUUGUUUUGUCCUCAUCUCCCAAAGUCCUGGGGCUUGUUUAGUAGAAUAUCCGCCCUUGUCUGUCUGCAUCAAUCAAGCUGCCAUCAGUGUAACUUAAUAAAAGAUACAGGUGAAA